AUGAAUAUUGAUCUAAUUAAAGUUAUUGAGAAAAAUUAGAAAAAACUUGAAAUACAUAACCAAAAGUUAUCUUCUUAAGCGAGAGAUAUUUAUGCAUUAGUAUUGGAUUCAAAAUUAAUAGACUAUAAUGUACGCGAAUAGCAAUUUUAAGAGCAGUAGUAUUGAAAGGAGUUAUGUAAGUACAAGAAAAUCAACAAAAUAGAAUUCUGUAGUUCCCAACAAAUCUGAAUUAUCUCGUCUUAUCGAUUCGGUAAGAAUAAAAUAUGACCUUCAAGUCUUCUCCAAUAUCUGUUAAACAAUCACAUAUAGAUCAUAUUGCUUCUGUUAGUCCAAAUAAAGAUGAUUUGACUAGAAUUAGACUAGAAAAUGCUGCAUUGAAAGAAAAAAUUAAUUCAAAAGAUAAGUAGAUUGAUUAAUUGGAUAAAACAAUCAAUGUAUUAAAAAAAGAAAAAGAUCUCAUGACUUAAUAAUAUUAGAAUACAAUUAAUCGAAUCAAUAAAGAAUUAGAAAUUGGAAAAAAAAAUGCACAUAAUGUAGAACAAGCCCUUUAAGAAUAAAUAAAAUUUUUAGAAUAAAGUUUAGAAAAAAAUCAAAAUAAUGAUUUUAGAUUAAAAGAAAUGGAAACUACUAUGUAGAUAACUAUUCUAGAAAAUGAAUAAUUAAAACAAUAAAAAAAAGAGGAUGCUAAAUGGUUAAGGGAAUUAUAGGAAUAAUUUGAAAUAUUUUAUACAAAAAGUUAGGAGACAAAAAAUAAAAUUGAUGAUACUAAACAUUUUAUUCUUCAACUCUCAGAAAUAACUUAAUAUUUAAUAAAUAAAUAAGCACCUCCCUUAGAAUUUUUUGUUCAUAUGAAUAAAUUACAAAAAUAAUCAAAAGUAGAAUCAACUCCACUUCCAAAAGGAAGCUCUAUGAAACUAAUCUUUGCUCAAGUAUUUUCAUUAUAAAUAGAAACUUUAGUAACUUUAAAUUAAAUUCUUAAGGAUACUAAAACUUAAGUAGAAAAAUUUUCUAAUUAAUACAUUUCUUAAGUUGGCUUAUAAUUGGUUUCAUUAUGA
Molecule: messenger RNA, 1055 nt
Organism: Paramecium sonneborni
Lineage: Eukaryota; Ciliophora; Oligohymenophorea; Peniculida; Parameciidae
Source: the annotation of a GenBank genome assembly